Klebsormidium nitens is the source of this 2373-nucleotide messenger RNA. The record is from the annotation of a GenBank genome assembly. Lineage: Eukaryota; Viridiplantae; Streptophyta; Klebsormidiophyceae; Klebsormidiales; Klebsormidiaceae.
CACAAAUUCACAAGGGAGUGCACCCUGCAAAGAAGCUGGUUCAAGAAGCAUUCGCGGGCGCAGGGUGCAAGCGCAAUUGAACUGUGCAGGCCACAUGCGCACAUCACAAUGCGGGUUGUGCUGGAUGGGGCAUCUUUCGUUAGAGAGCUAAGUACAUAAAUGCUGCACAGAAAGAUGGUUGCGAGGGGUCAAGAGUCUGAGACGGGGUGCAGGAUAAAGCUUAGUGGCCAGCACUCAAGUUUCAGAGCUCGAUCAUCAAUUCUUUCAUAACAGUCCUGCGACCGGCAUCGUGCUUAGAAAGGUAAACACACGCCAACUGAUGCGCUGAAAGGCGUCAAGCAGCCCUUCUGACAAUCAUGGGGUUCUUUGUAUCUGCAUUCCUGUCUUUGAUAGGCUACGGAUGGGGCCUUGCUCUAGGUCUCAUAGCAGGCUACCUUUACUACCUGCAUCCAACAACCAAGGCCGAAAAGCCCAAGAAGCCAAAACUUCAGCGGGCAAGGACGCUCAGCCCCUCUAUACUCAAAAGCGCCAUGAACCAGAUUCCCGCUUGGACGAUGUACCCUGAUUGGGAUAGGACCAGUUUUCUCAACAAGGCAGCCAGUAAGCUAUGGCCAUACCUAGACACCGCCGUUCGAGACACCGUCUACGAGAUGGUCCCGCCAAUCAUUGAGCAAUACCGCCCCAAGCAGAUUACCAAGAUUGAGAUCGAGGAGCUUUCGCUGGGGGACUUUCCGGCCACUCUCGAAGGCGCUAAAGUGUUUGAUACAGUGGAUGACGAGAUGAUUGUCGAGACGACACUGAAAUGGGCGAGCAACGGGAGGGCAAGGGUCGGGGUCCAUGCGUUUGGCCUCAAGCUAACUGUAGAGGCGUCCGAGUUCUGGCUGUCCGUCCCCGUCCGCGCCACGUUCCGCCCGCUCGUGCCCGUCUUCCCCUGCUUCUCCAGCAUCCGCGUCACCAUGCCCAACAAGCCACGUGUCGACUUCUCGUUGAAGAUCGGCGGGGCUGACGUCAUGGCUAUCCCAGGGCUCCUUCAGAUCGUGCAGGACCAAAUACGGCAAGCAGUGGCGCAGCUCUUCCUCUUCCCGCAGUCGAUGGAGGUCUACACCAUCGAGAUGGGCUCAACGACUCAAAGACCGACUGGCGCGUUGUACGUCAAACUGAUCGAGGGCAAGGACCUGAAGAAGACGGACGUGUUUGGGACUUCAGAUCCGUUUGUGGAGUUGUGGCUAGACGGCAGUAAACGAUACACUAGCGACGUCAAGCACAAUACGCUCAACCCAAAGUGGAACCAGAUGUUCAACUUCCUGGUUCGUGAUCCGACCAACGAACGGCUCACGAUACAGCUGUUGGAUCGGGACAAAGUGGGGUCAAAGAAAGUGGCGAUGUGUCAAAUCGACUUUGCGGACCUAGAGCCCAACGAGUUGCGCGACUAUUGGCUGGACCUGAAGAAGGAUCUGGAAGGCGACGCAAACCCCAAAAACGCAAAGUUCCGUGGGAAGCUCCACCUAGAAGUUGAAUACCGUCCGUUUGCCGGGGAAGAUUUGGAUCCGGUUGAGGUGGGCGGAGUGGUGGGCGGAACGGACGGAACGGAGAUGAUACAACCGGACGUGGAAAUUCCGCAGGGGGGCGGGCUGCUUUCCAUUACGAUAGGGCAGGGGAUCGAUUUGAUGCCGGUCGAUCGGGGCACGUGUAAUGCGUACGUGGAGUUCAAGUUUAGGAACGAGUUGCACAUAACCAAGGACGUGAAGAAAGACACGAACCCAGACUGGGGCGAGCACUUCCAGAUUCUGUGCGACAGCCCGCCGCGGGACGAGUUUCUGUUCAUCCGGGUGUGGCAUCGCAACCGGGGGAAGGAUAAGCUAUUGCGGGCGAUGACGAACAUCAAGCAUCUUGUGAAGGCCAACAUUGAGGGCAAGAAAUCUCUGGGCGAUUGCAUGAUCAAUCUCUCCGAUGUAGUCAACAACAGGAGGAUCAACGACGUGUACCAACUUGAGCACACCAAAAAGGGGUCGAUCAAGGUUGAGUUACAGUGGCUCACGACAGGUCAAAACUAGGACCCUUGAGAAGAGGCUCGCUACUGGUCUACAGAAUAUUGUUAUUUGAGGAGUUGUUUUUAGAAUAUGACCCGGCUUGCUGGUCCACUUACAGAAGCCUUUGACAUAUAAACUUUGAUUCACGUUAUUUGAUCUAAAAUGGAGCAGGUAACGUUCAGUGAGUUCAGAGUGCCACUGUAGACCGUUUGUGCUGGCCGGAUUCUUCGUGGUUUGCGGAUAUAUAGUAUAGUCCAAACGAUGUGUGUUUUGGCCCGUAGGUCCGGUUCAGAAGUGACGGAAACAUGGAGUCCGCAAAGAGAAAUUGCUUGGAAAGAGCAUU